This is a messenger RNA of Dalotia coriaria, 1611 nucleotides long. Its product is annotated as lipase member H-like. The record is from RefSeq and is a predicted model, not a curated record. The coding region runs from base 211 to 1389 and encodes 392 amino acids. The transcript has 5 exons. Gene Ontology annotation, molecular function: lipase activity. Gene Ontology annotation, biological process: lipid catabolic process. Lineage: Eukaryota; Metazoa; Arthropoda; Insecta; Coleoptera; Staphylinidae.
ACGAAAGCAACCGAGGCGCGCCCGACUUUUGUAAGUGCAAUUGAAUUCAAUUGAAUUGCCACGAAUAUUUCAAGACAAUAUCUCGCACGCUUGCACGUUUCGCGCGUUCACGGUCUUCGCGCAAAUUACUCUACCCACGAUCAUAUCGCAAUCUAAAUAAAAACUAAUAAAAACUUUUUUGUUUCCAGUGAAAAUCCAUUACAAGCGGAUAUGAUCAAUCUAAACGAUGAUGAAGCCCUAGCCUCGUCACAUUUUGAUUUCUACAAACCCACCGUGUUCUUUUUUCAUGCGUUUUUUGAGAGUUCAACAAGUGAUUCCGCCACUUUAAUUAAAACAGCUUACUUGCAACGCAAGGACUACAAUGUCAUCCUGCUGCAAGCACAGCGAAUGGAAGCGGGUCCUUGGUACCUGACUGCGGCGCGUAAUACUCGCGUGGUGGGCGAGUACACAGCUACAUUCAUCGAUUAUCUUGUCAGUCGCGGCAUGGAUUUGAAUUCUGUGCAUUUGAUUGGGCUAUCGCUUGGGGCCCAAAUGGCGGGAGUAUGCGGGCAGAAUGUGAAAAGCGGGCGUAUACAACGUAUUACUGGUUUGGAUCCUGCUGGUCCAUUGUUUACAAAAUGGCCGAAAAGUUUGAAACUAGACGCUGGGGAUGCUGAAUUUGUUGAUAUUAUUCACACGGAUGCUGGGAUAUUUGGUUAUCCACGUUCAAUCGGCCAUGUUGACUUCUGGCCCAAUCGGGGACAAUCACCCCAACCUGGAUGUCGUCUCGAAGAGGUCAAAAGACGCUCCCCGGAUGCUUUUCUUAUUGAACCACUUUUCUGUAGUCAUUGGCGUUCGUACCAAUUCUACGCGGAGUCAGUUAUAACUCCCGACAGUUUCCUUGCGGUGAAUUGCAAGAAUUGGGGACGAUUCCUACGCGGUGACUGCAAAGACAACCAGCAGGUUAAUAUGGGUAUUAAUGUGCCACCAGAUGCUCGCGGUAGCUACUUCCUGCAAACACGUGACGUAUCGCCAUUUUCUUUGCAAUCGGAAGUUCCUCAACGUCAGCUGCAACAAUACGCUAUACCACAUCAGCAACAGCAACUAGAACAUCAAGAAAAUGUAAAACAACAUGAAAAUCAGGUUCAAGUGUAUCUUCCACCACAACAAUAUGAACAACAAGUUGUUGUACAAGAAGCUCCUGUCAGUUAUGAACAACAUGAACAAUACCAACAGCCACAACAUCAGCAACUAGAACAGCAACAACUACAACAUCAACAACCACAAAUAAUUGAAAAUUAUGUUCACGUGCAACAAAAUGAUCAAAAUCAACAUCUUCAACAACAACAACACCAACAGCAACAACCUCUACAACAUCCUAUGCUAAAUUUCUACUAUUAUCAGAACUAAUCAAACUUAAUUCUGAUUUGUUUCUUACACCUCGCAAUCACAGAAUUACUUCCUAUUCUCCGCAACGAGAAAAUGUUCUAACCUAUUUUUUAUUUACAAUUAACCUCAAAUACUUAACUAUGUACAUUAAAAUCCAACUAUUCUAACUAUUUUAUAGCAAAUAAUUAAUGCAAGUCGCUAGUCGUUGUUCUAUACUCAAUAAAUUUUAUACAACAAAAUAAA